CUCGACGCUGUGGAGCCGUCACGUCGUCCCGCUCGGACGGACAAGGAGCGAUGGCUGCGCGCCACCUCCGCAGUCACCGGCGCGAGUCGGGAUCGGCUCAAGUACUCGCCAUCGCCAGACGUCAAGGCGGCUGCCAACUUGCCCGUGUUUGUGCAGCGCGAGUUGCCCAAUCAGUGGGAGCAGCUGCUUCCUGCGCUCGACAACUUUGUUCUCAUGCACCGCGAUGUGGAGCGGACUCGUAUUUUUGAGCUGCUCAAGCUGACCGAUCAGCUGGCUGCCCGUCAGACGCCGCGACGCCUCGCACUAUUGCGCUCUCUCCUGAAAACCCUCAAGCAUCACCAGGCAACGGUUCCCACGUCGUCCAUUUUCGGUGUGCAGUUUGCUGGUGUGAUGGAAGCGCUUCGGUCCCUCCCUCUGGCCAGACGCAGUCCCGCGCUGCGACGCGCCAUCUCGCGACUGGCGCACCAGCCCGCCGUCAUUGAAAUGGCAGCUGCUGCCAACAUUGAGCCGGCUCAUUCUGCCAAAACCCUCCGUAUGGCCGUCGAUAUGGUUCUCGGCAACGUCCGCCAAGUCCAGCAAAUGCUGCGGGCGCCCUUGUCGGUCGUUCAAAAGCGCUUGGCGGAACUGCAGGGCAAGCCCCGCACUGCCACUUUUGCGAAAUGCGACGAAAUCUUUGCCAUGCUCCCGAGUAGUGCUGUUGUCGCGCAUGUGAUGCAACGUCUGACGGAAGGAGGCAUGUUCAAGGUUGCCAUCGAUCUGCACGAUGCGUUUGUUUCCACGUUCGCCAGCGUGACCGCCCUGGCCGCCUCCACGCACAACCAAUCCAAGACUGCACUGUUGAAAUUUUCGACACAGCAAGAAGCCUGCGGUUUGGCGAUGGACAUGAAGACUGCCAUCAAGGUCCGUCGCGCCACCGACCUGCUGCAGACUUCGACCGACCGUCUCAAGUUUAUGCUUGCGAGCGCACCCACGAACGAGUUGCUCACGCCGCUGCUCGUUGCGCUGGGCCAUGCUCAAGACGCGUCCCGUGUCAUGGUCGAGCUCACACGCUACCGCACCUUGUUCAAAGCCGAGCCGCGCAUGCAUCUGGAGGCUGCUGCUGCGCUUGCCCUUGGCGGCACGCCUGUGCGCCAAGCCCUGGAGGUCCUCCCUUCUUUGCAAGCCCUCACCUCGUCGACCGAGUUGGUUCUCAGCUUGCUACGCUGCGCGGUGCGAGAGCACGACUUGGAUUCCUGCGCCCGCAUCAUUCAGGGUUCAGGACUGGUCCAACUGUUGGAGACGGCAUCCACCCGUUCUGAUUUGGAAACCAUCGCUUCAAGUCCCCCUCGCAACGAUCUGACAGCCAUCUCCCGUGCCAUGCACGACAUGCACCACGUUCGGAAUGUGGACUAUUUGCCGGGAAACGCUUCUACGAGCCCUUCGCGGCAAACAUUGAGUGCGGCUGUUACCGAGGUCAUUCGGGCCUUCCGCAUGGCGCUCGCAUACAGCGUCGAGGCAAAGCCUGCAAUGGCGUCGCAUCCCGCUCUGGUCGCGAUGAGCGAGGCUGAGCGUGAACUGUUUUCCUGCUUGCACAAGCUCACCGCACGAGCUCCCAACGCAGCCCAACAAGAGCAAAGUCCCGCAAGCGUCCACGCCCUGUUGCAGCUUUCCCUCUCCCCGCCCGUUCUCAGAGCCUUUGGUUCGGCACAAGCCAGCGAAUUGCUCUUGACGAUGCCUCGCUCGGCGCUUUCACGGCUUGCAACCAGCUUUGUCGAUAUUUCCCCAGCCGCGGUCCAGCAACAGCUGGCCGAUGCCGGCCUUCUUCCCGCGACGGUUGCUUUGCUCUAUCACCAAGCUGGUCGCCUCAUCGAGGAGUCGAGCCAAGCCGCUGCAGCGACCGUUGCCGGAUUGAACGCCCGUCUCCAUCACCAUCGUCCGCCGCAACAAGACACUUCCGCAAUGGUCACGGCCAUCUUCAGCCUUGUAUCGACCUUGUACCACCAGUUUACUCCUUUGUCGUCACGCAAGGCGCGCACCACAGGCUCGUCGUUGCAAGCACAUUUGCAAGACUCGGUUGCUUUCGCCACACUAGCGACAUCCCUGCGCAUGGUGAUGGUCGCCGAAUCUCGGCGGUUCCAGAGCGCUGUCUCGAGGAGCGCGGACGCGGCCCUGCGUCUCCCGCUUUCGUCGCUGUCGCCCAGCGCUAUUGACACCCUUCUUCGUGAGGGUGGAUCCGUCGAGCACUUGUUCUCGCCGAUCGUGGAUGGCGCAACGCUCGGACAGAUUGUGCCCGCACCAUCCGAGCAGAGCCAGCUGUUUGACGAUUGUCAGCUCCCGCUCGAGCCCUGGCGCACCAACGCGCUGGCCUAUCCGUCGCAUCUCUUCCGCACUUCCUAUGCCCUCGCUGCAGUCAUGACUCGCACCAUUCUUCCGCAAAUUCAUUGGCGCGUGGACGCUCACCGCCAAAUGGCCAAUACGAUGAUUGCCCUCCACGCCGACGCUGGAAGUGUUGUGACAGCCAUCCGACUCACCAUUUCCGCGCUGCGCGAGGGCGUGCAAGUGCAGCCGCACGCGUUUGCCGCCGUUCUGCGCGCGACAGCCACGGUUCCGAGCGCCAACCCCAAUAGCCAACGACUUGCGGAAAUUAUUGUCACGCACAUCUGGCCCUCCAUGAAUAACGCCAUGCAGGAUGUGCCGCAUAUGAGCCGGCCCUUUCUCUCCGCGGUGACGUCGCCACGCUUCGACCAGCACGUGAGCACAACGAAGUCUUCUGUCGCGUCACCGCAUCAGCCGAUCGCUCCUCCGCUCGCUCAUGCCGCCGCGCUCAGCCCCAUCAAGGAAGCUGCAGCCGCGCCCUUCAACCAGACCGCCCGCACCGACACCGAGCCACGCCCCUUGUUGUCGUCGUUGGCGGCUGCGGGAGCGUCGUCGUUUGGCCCAGACCGAAUCGACGACUUGAGUUUGAUGCAGGGCGUCGUCACACCGGGGCCUGCACAGAGCCUUGGCGCCGUCUCGACGUAUGUGCAGCGCGCCGACGUGUCGCUCCAGCUUGGACGGUACGCCGCGGGUGCACUGGGCGACUUUUUCAAGUGCUGCGCUCGCAUCAACCGCCCCACCGAGGCGUAUCUGGCGAGCCUGUCGCGUCAGUUCGACGGCGCGCUCAACCCGCGCAUCUUUGACGCCCUGCUUGCCGGCCUGAACGAGGCGAAUGAUGCCGAGGGCUUUGCCGCAACGCUUGCGUACAUGCACCGCUGUGGCGUUGCGAUUGGUUUGCAAGCCCAUUUGCAAAUUGUCAAGCACUACGUGGCCACGCCAGCCGUCGCCGAUCAAAUGAUCCACCGAUUGCUGAGUGGCACCUCGGUUGCCGUCCGGGUUUCCGGUGACGCGUCUGAGCUGACGGUCGCGGCGCAGAUUGCUUUUGCCAGCAAGGCUGCCGACUCUGAGACUGCGGGCUCGAUUCCAGCAGCGCAACAACAACCCGCUUCUCCAGCAGCGCGUGUCUCACAUGAGCUGGCGACGGCCGAUUGGUACAUGGACCUUGUUGCCACGGGUGUUUCGGCGUGGCUGCGCGCUGAUCAGCCCUCUGCAGCGGCUCGGCUCGUGCUCACGUCGCUGCCCAAUCUCCCUUCCUUUGUCAGCCGUUCGGCUUUGUUAACGCAAUUGGCCGAUCUCACCAGCUCGACGUCUGCUUCUGGCCGGACGUUUGCCAACGAGCUGACCCUUGCCUUGUGCUCCAACCCCAUGCUGGUGCCUGCCCGCGCCGUCCACACCUGGCAGCAUCACUUUGAAGCGCAACUUUCGGAAGAGACUCUUGCUGCUCUUGCGCGAUCACGCAAGUAGUGAACCCCCCCCCCCUCCCAACUCAAACUUUCCUCCUCUCCCCC
Molecule: messenger RNA, 3863 nt
Organism: Capsaspora owczarzaki ATCC 30864
Lineage: Eukaryota; Filasterea; Ministeriida; Capsasporidae
Exons: 1
Coding region: 214-3819 (1201 amino acids)
Source: RefSeq, a predicted model, not a curated record